This is a messenger RNA of Colletotrichum siamense, 1752 nucleotides long. RefSeq names its product High-affinity methionine permease (gene MUP1-3). NCBI's taxonomy places the organism in Eukaryota, Fungi, Ascomycota, Sordariomycetes, Glomerellales, Glomerellaceae. The coding region runs from base 1 to 1752 and encodes 583 amino acids. Gene Ontology annotation, cellular component: membrane. Gene Ontology annotation, molecular function: L-amino acid transmembrane transporter activity. Gene Ontology annotation, biological process: amino acid transmembrane transport. The transcript has 9 exons. The record is from RefSeq and is a predicted model, not a curated record.
AUGUCUUUCCCACGGCGACCUUUCAAAAGUCGCGAGAAUGAAGAAAGCGUCGACGCAAAUUCGGGCCAUGAGUCGGACGUUACCGAUGGGAGCCUUCACUAUGUGGUCGAGAAAGGCGGAAACGACUCGGGCCCGUCGUACCAGGAGGCAACGGGUGCCCCAGUUGAGACGAGUUCGCCGUUAGGUUAUGCUGUCGGGCCCGUCACCAUCGUCUUUCUCAACGUGAGCAAGAUGAUUGGAACUGGUGUCUACUCCACUCCUUCCGCCAUCCUGAAGGGCACUGGUUCAGUAGGGCUGAGUAUGAUCUACUGGGCCCUGGGAUUCCUGACCUCGAUCGCCUCCUUUUCAGUAUACCUCGAAUUCGCUUCGUACUUUCCAAACAGGUCCGGCUCCGAGGUGGUCUAUCUGGAACAGGCAUAUCCGCGACCGAAGUGGUUGUUUCCCACGGCAUUCGCCUUCCAGUCUGUGGCACUGUCUUUCAGCAGUGGCAAUGCUAUCGUCCUUUCUCAGUAUUUGUUCAAAGUAGCUGGGUCGACUCCAGGGCCUUGGCAGUUGAAGGGUGUGGCGGUGGCUGGAUACACUGUCGCCACAUUAGUUGCUGCUUUGCACAAUAACUUCGCUUACCAGUUCUCCAACGGAGUCGGCGCCGUCAAGCUUCUGACGCUUGUCUUCAUUGCCAUCACUGGAUUGGUUGUACUAGGAGGCCACACCAAAGUCCCUGAGCCGCAUGCAAACUUCGAGAACUCAUUUGAUGGUCAAGCGACGGCUUACGGCUUGACAAAUGCUCUUUACCGAAUCAUUUUCUCGUAUGCCGGUUUCGAGAACGCCUUCAAUGUCGUAAAUGAGGUUAAGAACCCAGUGAAACAAAUCAGGAAGUACGGGUGGAUUUCUCUUGGCAUUGUGACUAUCCUCUACAUCUUAGCCAACAUUGCCUAUUUCGCCGCCGUACCGAAAGCGGACUUGGCAGCAGCCGAACAGAUUGCAGCAAGUCUGUUCUUCACCAACGUUUUCGGUUCCAGCGGUGCGGUCAGGGGGCUCAAUUUCCUCAUUGCCUUGAGCUCCUUCGGCAAUCUCUUGACGGUGCUGAUUGGAUCUUCCCGCAUGUUACGAGAAUGUGGAAGACAGGGUGUUCUGCCCUAUCCUCGGUUCUGGGCGUCCACAAGACCUUUCGGCACGACCCUGGGUCCUUAUCUCGUCAAAUACAUCUUGACUAUUAUCAUGAUUGUCGCUCCUCCCGCCGGCGACGCUUUCAAUUUUAUCGCCGAUCUCCAGGUCUACCCUUCCGCAUUCUUCGGUUUCGUCAUGUCAGUGGGGCUCUACGUCGUGCGCUGGCGUCGCAGUCGCCUCAAUCUUCCUCCGCCUGAGUUCAAAGCAUGGGAGGUCAUUAUCAUCUUCAACAUCGCAAAGGACUUGUAUCUCCUCAUCAUGCCUUGGUACCCCCCUGAGGGUGGCGUGUUUGCCGGCGAUGUGAGCUUCUGGUAUGCCACAUACGUCGUUGCCGGCAUCGGCAUUCUUCUUGGCUGUGGUGUGUACUACUGGCUUUGGAUCUACGUGGUCCCGAAAGCGAGGGGCUACCGUAUCAGGCAGCAGGUCUUGGAGCUGGCCGACGGCGCUCAGAGUCACAAGCUUGUCAAAGUCCCGGUUGCCGACUUAGCUGAAUGGGAUGCCACGCACGAUCACGUUGGACGGCCGCUGCAACAAGUUCCAAGUGUUCCAGGAUCCGAGGAAGAAAAGAAGCCAGUAGCUGUGUGA